This is a messenger RNA of Octodon degus (degu), 702 nucleotides long. It is a transcript of the gene Siglecl1, whose product is annotated as SIGLEC family like 1. The record is from RefSeq and is a predicted model, not a curated record. NCBI's taxonomy places the organism in Eukaryota, Metazoa, Chordata, Mammalia, Rodentia, Octodontidae. Gene Ontology annotation, biological process: cell adhesion. Gene Ontology annotation, molecular function: sialic acid binding. Gene Ontology annotation, cellular component: plasma membrane.
AUGGGAACGCGCACAAUCAAUAUCUCAGAAGAUCCUGGCGUUCCUCCUCCUGACUACCACCUCCCUCCACCCUUCAAAGGCCCUUACCACCUCAACAUUCAUGAGGUGGGAUGUCAGAGCCAGCGCAGUGAAGUACCUCUGCCACCCCGGGCACUGUUGCUGUUGCACGUGGGGCUGCCAGCACCCGCCAGGCGGCUCAGCUCCUCCUGCUCCUUGGAGAACAUCCUGUGGUGCAGCAGCGCCUUCCACAGGGUCCCCACUCUUACCGUGCAGUGGUGGGUUGGAGGUGUCCCUGUGGGUGUGAACGCCGUAGACGGCAGCCUCCAGGUGACUUCUGCCAUACCUGGCCCCUGGGCCAACAGCACCAUCAGCCUGGCCAAGGAGCCAGCGUCAGGACCGAGCCUGCUCUGUGAGGGCAAGAACCAAAACGGCCAUGCUUUGAGCAUCCUACUGAUGUCAGGAAGGAGCCCUCUGACUGCUGAGACCUUCCUGAGAGGGCUGCUCCAGGGUGCUAUCUAUGGAUCCACCCCCACCACGCUGCUCUUCUGUCCCUCCUCCCCUUCAUGUGUGUCUACGUGCAUUUUUCUGCUACUAAUGAAGCCGGCAAAGAAAAUCACAGUCACUGAAGCACAAAAGAGCCUUCAAGUCAGACCAGGCCAAGGAUCUAAGAUGCCACUGAAGCCCGAGGAACCAGGACCAUAA